Messenger RNA from Blastomyces gilchristii SLH14081, 210 nucleotides. RefSeq lists its product as uncharacterized. The record is from RefSeq and is a predicted model, not a curated record. The transcript has a single exon. Lineage: Eukaryota; Fungi; Ascomycota; Eurotiomycetes; Onygenales; Ajellomycetaceae. The coding region runs from base 7 to 210 and encodes 67 amino acids.
GAAGAGAUGGAGGUGGACAAUGGAAAUACUCCCGGGGGGCCUGCGCAGAUUCCGUCACCAACAGGGUCCAGCUCGGCCCAGCCUAACGCGAGUCAGUUUAGAGCAGAGGACUUUGAAGAAACAAUGGCGAUGAUGCGCGAUGAUGAUGAUGAUAGGAAUCCCGUGCAAUCGAGUAACGACGAGAGCUGUGGAUCAAGAAACGAGCAAUGA